This is a messenger RNA of Python bivittatus (Burmese python), 1065 nucleotides long. Lineage: Eukaryota; Metazoa; Chordata; Lepidosauria; Squamata; Pythonidae. The record is from RefSeq and is a predicted model, not a curated record.
UUGAUGCGAGGGAAGGUUCCGCCCUCACGAUGACAGCCCGGAGGGAGAGCUUCCGGGUCAGCCCACGGGCGAACCGUGGCAGCUGAGAUGGAGCUGGAGAGGAUAGUCCUCCCUCCCCGGGGACCUUUAGAGUUGCCUCUCUCCAUUCUGGAGGUUGGAUGUGCUGGUCGUUUUGAGCUCAUCACCCAAGAGGGACCCACCAAAGAGGGAUUCCCGUUGACCACGUUGCCACAUGGGCUGCCCCCUUAUGCUGAGGAUCUGGCCUCGGAAUUGGAGCAGCAUUACCUCAGUAGCCCAGAAUGGCUUCCCAUCCAUGACUUUGAAAGAUCUCACAGGUUCUGGCCCCGAGAGAAAAACAUCCAGUCACUCUUUGCACUGGAGGUCACGCCUGUGCACUCCACCCUCCAGGCUGAGCGCAAUCCUACCACGGGGGAGCUGCUGGGUUUUAAAGAGGCACUUGUGGACAACAUGGGAUUAUCAGCCAAGAAUUCUCUUUCCUUCCAGCGAGCGCCUGGUCCUCCAUCCGAGUCUCUGCGAGGCAGUGCCACCAAUUAUCCCUUCUGGCCAGGUGGGAUAGAUGAGCCUAGCCUGGAACUGAUUAAGGCGCAGGAAGAUAAGGAAGAGGACAUUGAUUUUGAGAAAGAUUUGCUGACAGUGCCACCUGGAUGGAAGAAAGGGGUGGAGUUUGCCAAACAAGAGAUCAUGACCUCCCCAGGAUUGCUGAACUUGACCAAUUUGCUGGGGGCUCUGGACACCUUUGAACUGGAGGCCGCCAGUGAUGAAGAAGGCAAAGAGAAGACUGAGGAAAUGGAGAAGAGGAGGAAGAAAGGGAAGAGUAAGGGAGCAAAGGAAGAAGAGAUCCCCCCAGCAGAACCAGCACCAUUGCAGAGGGUGAACAGCUUGGAGGAACUGGUCCUUAAGGAGGUGACACCCAUCCCCAAAUCAGCCCCACAGGCUGCUCCUACCCCUGCUGCUGAGCCCCCUAAAGAACAGUGGGCUGUCCUGGUAGAUGUUAGUUCUCCUGUGGACGAUUUCUACAAGCUGAUUCCUGAUCCAGCUUUCAAG